Molecule: messenger RNA, 6580 nt
Organism: Capsicum annuum
Lineage: Eukaryota; Viridiplantae; Streptophyta; Magnoliopsida; Solanales; Solanaceae
Product: serpin-ZX
Exons: 2
Coding region: 4941-6113 (390 amino acids)
Molecular function (GO): serine-type endopeptidase inhibitor activity
Source: RefSeq, a predicted model, not a curated record
CUCGUCAGGAAUCAACUCCAUAUUGUAUUGAAAUUGUUGCACGAAUUCAUUAGUCAGGUCAUCCCAGUUAUUCCACUUGUCGGUGUCUUGGUCAACAAACCAUUCUGAAGCUAGACCUGAAAGACUCUCACCAAAAUAUGUCAUGAGUAAUUCUUCCCUCCCUCCAGCGCCCUUUAGAUGGUUGCAAUAGUUUCUCAAAUGUGCUACAGGAUCGCCAUGUCCAUCAUACUUCUCAAACUUCGGCAUUUUAAAACCAAAAGGAAGAUGUACACCUGGAAACAUGCACAGAUCUUUAUAUGAGACACUUUUGUCCCCCCCCAAGUCCUUACAAGUUUUUCAUAGUCAGUUCCAAACUUCUCAAUUUUCUGGCUAUUUCCUCUUGUUCUUCUAUCAUAACAGGUUUCUCAGUGUUAGGAGAAAAUUCAGGCGAUUGAGGGCAAUCGUAAGGACCAGUCCACUUAAAUGUGGGCUCGGGAGCGUAAUGAUGAUCACUAAAAAUAUUCAAUACAGGGUCGCUUGAAGAGUGAGGAAUCACAACCAUUGGAUUGACAUUAAAAGCAGGAGCUUCAGACGGGAGUGGGGCUGCAAAAGCAUGAAUAACAGGCGAAGCCGAGCAUGUGGUAAUUUUGGAUUGAGGAGUGAGGAAAUGAACAUUGGAAGUGUUUGGAUACUGUUGCCCUCGAGUAGGUCCUGAUGCAUGUUGUGGCGUGUCGAUCAAAAUAGGAAAUUGUGCAUGUGACACUGGAGGCAAACUAGAAAGAUAUUUCAGAUUAUCUGCAGAAAAUAGAGGAGGCGACAACCCAUUAGCCGAAGCUCGAUGCAUUUCUAUCAUUUGUUGCCUCAAUUUCCGAAUCUCUUCAUUAGCUCCUACAUUCUCAUUCCCCAAACUCCCUAUCUGAUUAGUGACAACAAACUCGGUAUCCUUGUUGGCCAUAACUUUCUCUGUGACUUGGACCAAUAUGGAGGACCAGCCAAAAUACCACAAACCAACCACCAUAAACUAACUGGACAAGAGAUAGCAAAUGCGUUAGAGUUCAAUGAUUUUUCAAAACCUCUUAUUCUUUUUAUAUCUUGAAAAAAAAAUCACCGAACCCUAGAAGGGCGCCUACGUAUCUCACCCCCGAAAGAGGAGAAUCAGGUGUGCGUAGUUCGUGAAGUUUUGCCAAAAUGACCAAUUAAACUCUUUUUUCUUUCUUGAAACAAAGUGUCAAAAGAAUUGGCAAAAAUCUUUUUGCAUUUUUUUUAAGUUUAAAUCUCUAUACAAAAUGAAACCUGUGAUAACCAAAGAAAAAUCUUUUUGGGUUUUCGAUUUUUGAAUUUCAUGUGAAAAUGAAACUUGAACCUAUUAAAGAAAAAUAUUUUUGUAGUUUUCUUUUAAAGACAUAUAUGAAACGCCUACUCUAAAUGGAGAGUGAAGAAAUAUUUUUUGGAUUUUUUAAAUAAGAUCCUCGAACCAAUAAUAGGCUGCCUACGUAUCUCACUCCCGAAAGAGGAGAAUCAGGGGUGCGUAGUUCGUCCAGAUUGGACAAUUAAUGAUUAAAUAACAGGCUAGACCCUGACUUAAGAGACACGACCAAAGACAGACGAUGAACCAUGUCAAUAAAAUCUUUUGAGUUUUCAUUUUGAUUCUUCACAGAAAAAUGACAUCAACAACUAUGAAAGAAAAUUUUUUUUGGUAUUUUCGUUAUACGAAACGUAAAAAAUUUCUGACAUCUUUUUUUUUGCAGUUUUCUUUUAUAAACACAUCCUAUGAAUGAAAAAAAAUCUUUUUGAAGUUUCGAAUUGUGAAUGCAUGCUAAACGAGACAAAGGAAAAUCAUUUUGAUGUUUUUGAGAAAAUAAGUGAGAAAGGUAAAAAAGUCCUUUUGAAUUUUGGAAUUGUGAAGAAUAAAAGUAAUAAAAAACUCUAAAAACUAUGAAACUCUUUUUUUCUUUUUUCUUAUUUUUUUUCAUUACCCACACACUUUACUUCUAACACAUGUUUUUCCCAAAUCAGUCCAUCAAAUGACCACGUUAUCCUCAAAGAUGCAAUAUUUUGCACAUAGGGAUGCGUUAGAGGUGAGUCUCCUACAAAGGACCAAGUGGGCCCCGCUAGGUCUCAAUAUGAUGCACAUAAGCAUGAACUAAAAGCUUACCUACGUUGGGGUUCACUAACAAGGUUGUUCGGGGGAGCGUAUGGUCGAUAGUGGCUACGACAGCUUUCCACCUACUCCAUAACACCGAUGGCUCCCCCCCUAAAAUAAGGGUGACUCAACUAGAGAUCGUGUACAACACGUGUACUACAGACUUGUUGCAGAAAGAAGGUCGGGGGUAGACACAUGAUGCCAGAUAUAAAAGCGGUAACACAUAGGAUAAAUACUGUACACAAAGAGCACGAAAACAUUCCAUAAUGAUAAAACAAUAACACAAUACAACACACAAAAAAAAAUAUUUAUACACUUAUAGUUCCAAACAAAGUCGAUACGACUCCAAAAUAAGCUCGAAUUCUGAACAAGUUCCCCAGCAAAGUCGACAGAGCUGUCACACCCCUUUUCGACUCCAAAAGAUUAUGGAUUAAGUUUCGAAAGAGUUUUUGUAAUUAAGUGACAAAAUGAAGAAUUUUUGUUUCGAAAAGGGAUUAUUUACAUUUUUUAUUCAGAGUCGCCACUUGAUAUAAAUUAGGUGUGCCAAGUCACCUUUGGAAAUCUGUUUUCAAAACAGUUUGACUCUAAAACUGAUCCGCGAAUAGAGAUUCCAGCUAAGGAAUUCUGUUGACCGAAGGGAAGGUGUUAGGCACCCCUCGAUCCCGUAGUUCAACCACGGUCGCUUGGUGAAGCAUAUCGGCUAAUUUGAAUACUAUGAAUGUAUAAACCAAACAAAACACACAAAUCAAACAAACAAACAAAUCAAAUGAAAUUCAAAAACCAAAAUAAUGUCAGUUCGAUUUAAUACAAUCCAAAAAUAAAGAAGAUGCAAAAAUGUAAAUCCUAUUCUAAACUAAUCCUACACUAUGCUUUACCCGACACCUCGAGUCUUCAUCACGAUUAUCCUCCGCAAUCAUGAUACGUCGGGGCAUUCCCCGGUGAAUAAACACAAAUAGCUCGGGGCAUUCCCCGGCCAAAUGGUACAUUUGUUCCAAAAGAAAUAAAACCAAGCCAUUCAACACAUGUCAAGCAUUCAAGAUUUCACAAUUCUUACAUUUGCCUACCCAACUCGGUUUAUGAUUCUAUCACGUUCAACAAUAUUCAUGCUGAUUCCGAAUUAAACAAAACAACAAUAAACCAAAAUUAAUCUAAAUUCACCUUUUUUAUCAAUUUCUCAAUUCCACCCCCAAAUUCCUUUUCAAUACAAACCCACAUUCAUAUUAUCAUCACCUACAAUUGAUAUCAAUUAUUAAAAAGCAAACAACAUCCAAUCAUCACCCAAAUAUCCAAACAAAUAGGACAAAGGCAUCGAAUCACAUCCACAAUCACAUCGAAAUUAAAAUAAAGAGAAAGAUGAGAAAAAUUGACCUCAAAUGAAGCUUUCGAACUCAAUAUUAUUCGAAUAAGAGAAUCCACACCCGAAAACCUCAAAUGAACCUCAAUGACGAAUCCAGUCCAACUACGAUAUAUUCGACCCCGACAAAAUCACAAAAAAAAAGAAGGCACGAACCCAUUUCCCUAUGCAUGAUUCCGCCUCAUCGUUCUCCGACGGGUUUUAACAGAAAAGGGGAAGGAAUAGGCUUUUUGGGUCGAAAAAUAAGGACGGGGGAAGUCAGUUUGUUGUUGUGACUUCGCUGGAGCUCCGGUGAGCUCUGGCAGUGACGAAAAUCGGAGAGUGGGUCACGUUUUCUGUUGCUUCAACGUUUUCCAGCGAGAAAUUCGCCGGAAACAGUCAGGCUCAACGCCCUUUUCUCUCUGUUCUUUCUCAGUUACGGUCUCUCUCUUUCUCCGAUUGAUUUCAGCUCACCAUCGCCCUUCUCCCUCUCUCUUUGAUCUCACGAUUUCUCCCUUGCUCUAAUCUCUUGUUCUCUAUCUCCUUCGUCUCUCGUUUUCUCCACCCCGUGCGUAUGAGUGUGUUACUGUGUUUAUGGUAAGGAUCAGUGAUGGGAAUGAGUGGUGUGUGAAAAAAAUGGAAGGGAAUUUUGUGUGCUUCCCCUUCGUAUAUGGCAAUGGUGAUAGGUAUAUGUGAUAGUGAAUUAUGGAGAUGGAUGUUGAUGGUGUGGACCCUCCAGAGGUAAAGAAAAUCUCGUAAGGUGUAUGUUCUUCUCCUCAAUUGUGUUAACUGUCAAGAGGAAAAAGAAAAAAUUGAAAUCUUUUUUCCCAGUGGGGCCCUUGUGAGUGGAGAAAAUGUAUAUUGUAUACUUUUUUGAGUGAUGCCCACCUUUACGGUGAGUGUAGUGCAUUCCAUUUUUGGAUGGUAGGUGAUGAAACAACUCCAUGGGCCCCACCUCUAUUUGUUAUCUUGUGAAUUGAUUUCAAAGUGAAUAAAAUGUGAGGGGUAAGGGUUUCGUGGGUGGGGUGGUGAGGUAGGGUAGGUGGGGUAGGUUGGUUAGGAUAAGGUUGUUAAUUUGUAAGGGAGUUUGUUAUUUUUUGUAUUUUUGUAAGUAUGAUCACAUGGAUGGAAAUACGUGGUAAGACGUGGUAAAAAUGAGGAGAUUGAGUAUCGGAAGGGACAAAAUUACGCGUCUACAAUAAAUAAUUGAUUUUGUUGUGGAAAGUCACUGCUACGUGUUUCUUUCAUUGAUUCCUUCCUCUGUAGUGUGAAAGUGAUCUUCAGAGAAUUAAAAGCCUUACAACAAAGCAUUUUGUUUAUUCGAUCUAUCGCCAUUUGUGUAUAUGUGUUUCACUGAGAAAUCAAUUUAAAUUCAAAACCCAACCAGUUAAGUAACAAAAUAGUAUAUAAACUCACGCAAAACGUUCAACUUUGUGAUCAUUCAUACUCACUAGUCUUCCUUCUUCUUUUCGUUCGCGUGCAAAUAUGGAUCUUCACGAGUCAAUCACUAACCAGACGGACGUUACUUUCAUGGUCGCUAAGCAUGUUUUCUCAAAAGAGGUUAAAGGCGAUACCAACCUGGUGUUAUCUCCUCUUUCUAUUCAAAUAGUUCUUGGCCUCAUUGCUGCCGGCUCCAAGGGACCAACACAGGAUCAGCUUCUCGAUUUCCUCAAGUCCAAAUCUAUCGAUGAACUCAACUCUCUUUAUUCACAUAUUGUCAACACUGUCUUUGUUGAUGGCAGCCCCAAUGGAGGUCCACGUCUGUCUGUUGCUAAUGGUUUUUGGAUAGAACAAACGCUGCCGCUCAAGCCUUCUUUCAAGCAAGUUGUGGAUAAUGUUUAUAAGGCUGCUUCAGAGUCCGUUGAUUUCACGAACAAGGCUGCCGAGGUUGUCGAUCAAGUCAAUCAGUGGGCUAAAACGAAGACAAAUGAUCUCAUCAAAGAGAUUCUUCCUCGUGGCUCAGUGGACAACAUGACAAGGCUGAUCUUGGCUAAUGCACUAUAUUUUAAAGGAGAAUGGAAUGAGAAGUUCGAUACUUCAGAAACAACAGACCAUGAAUUCUAUCUCCUCAAUGAAGGGUCUAUUCGAGCCCCGUUCAUGACAAGCAAAGAGAAGCAGUACGUAGCAGCGUUUAAUGGCUUUAAAGUGUUGAGGCUUCCUUAUAAACAGGGUACAGAUACACGUCGCUUCUCAAUGUAUUUCAUUCUCCCAAAUGCACAUGAUGGAUUACCUGCUUUAGUGGACAAAAUCAGUUCAGAACCUGGAUUCUUAAAUCACCACGUUCCGUUUAGAAAAGUUCGUCUGAGCCAGUUUCUUAUCCCUAAAUUCAAAAUAACUUUUGGAUUUGAAGCUUCCAACAUUCUAAAGGGACUUGGCCUAACGCUGCCUUUCUGCGGAGGUGAUCUCACUGAGAUGGUUGACUCCUCUAUUCCUGAGAACCUGUCGGUUUCACAAGUCCUCCACAAGUCCUUCAUUGAGGUAAAUGAGGAAGGAACCGAAGCUGCAGCUGUUACCGGGACUAUAUUGAUGGCCGCGUCCUUGACUAUUGAGAAGCCAGUAGAUUUUGUUGCGGACCAUCCAUUCAUGUUCCUUAUAAGAGAUGAAUCUACUGGUGUGGUGUUGUUCCUUGGAAGCGUGAUGAAUCCUAUAGCUGGUUAGCUGACUGACACAACCAAAAAUGACUCUGGAAAGAAGGAAAGCAACAUAUGAAUCUCUGAAUUCACAUUAUCAUUCACAUUCGCAAAGAAUGAUAGAUCUAUCAUCUAUAAGGACAAAUUUCAGUGGCGCGAUGUAUCCAAAUAAUCAGUCUUCUGAUCUUUUUGUUACUUAAAAGUAUCUCUGACAUCUAAUGUUAUUUCAUUUGUGCUUGCUUUAUUUGUGUAUUUUGAUAUGAUAAAGAGCUCGAAAGUAAUUAGAAGUUUGUAAUUUCAUCUAUUGUACUUGUUAGGGACUCACAUGUUAGGUAGCUUAGUUUUCUUUUCUAUCAAUAAUGUUGAAGGGCUGUUAAAUUAGAUAAUUCAAAUCUUUUGGACAAGGAAGAAAUGGAGAAAUUAAUGCAACAAGUGUCCUCACUAAGUAUGUUGUUUUUCUUAAUACUAGCAAAUUAAGAAAGUACAUUACUUUGA